AUGUUCAUCUUCAUUUUAUUGUGCUUUUUCGUGACUGUUGAUUCAUAUAAAAUACUGGUAUUCUCUCCAACAAUCAGUCGAUCUCAUAUGAUCUCAAAUGGACGAAUAGCUGAUGAAUUGGCCAUGGCCGGCCACGAUGUAGUUCUACUUGAGCCCGACUUCUUGAAUAUUUCUCAUACAGUGAAUAGCGCAAAAGUGGCGCGUAGAGUACCUGUGUCCGGCUUUCCAUCCAUAUUGUACGAUGUCAUACAAGAGUUUUCUGGAGCAGCAUUUAAUGAGAUUUCUGUGCUUCGAGAGCACCAAGAGAUCCUGAAGUAUAGCAGAGCGUACAUUAAGCUAUGCGAUGAUCUUUUGAGUCGGAAAGAAGUAAUGGAAUACCUACGAGGAGAAAAAUUCGACGCGUACUUUGGUGAACAGAUUAACCUGUGCGGAAAUGGACUGGCUUAUGUGUUGGGGAUCAAAUCUCAUUUUUGGGUGUCCAGCUGCCCAAUCAGCGAUUAUAUGGCUUGGAUAUUGGGGAUGACUCAACCCUCGUCCUACAUCCCUUCGUUGAUUGGCAUGGACAUCACGCACAGACCAACUUAUUUUGAAAGGAUACAGAACGUCUGGGCCACAGCCGUGUUUAUUUAUUACACGCACAAAACUGCUCGUGAAACUACCGAAAUGUUCCGACGAAGAUACGGGUAA
This is a messenger RNA of Cooperia oncophora, 687 nucleotides long. The record is from the annotation of a GenBank genome assembly. Lineage: Eukaryota; Metazoa; Nematoda; Chromadorea; Rhabditida; Trichostrongylidae.